AUGAGGAACGGUCUGUCCGGUCGUUUGUCUUUGACUGGACCCUCGUCUUCAUCGUUUCUGCCAUAUCCUUGGCUUGUAUUCGAUUCCCUCCUGACUCGCACUACUUUUCACUGCUCGAUCUUUCCAUCUCUCACGCUCACCGCGAGCAGGUCAAAGUCCGGCUGUGGCUGUUCAUCUUGCUUACCGUCGUUGCGCCGAUUCUGAUCAUCACGACUGUUUCAUUCCGGCAGUCUCGAGUCAGAGCGCACACGCUCAACAAUGGCCUCUUGGGGCUGGGAAUCAGCCUUGGAACUGCCACGGUGGUGUUGAAUAUUAAGAAUCUCGCCGGGAAGCCUCGCCCUGACUUUCUCGACAUUUGCCAGCCUGACCUGAGCACGAUCGAGGCACAUACCGUUGGCGGGUUCGGACAGACCUUGUCACCUCUAUGGGUCAUGGUCGAGCGUGGGAUCUGCCAACAAGGAGAUCAAGCCUUGCUCAAUGAUGCAUUUAGAUCGUUUCCGAGCGGCUACGCCACAGUCGCGUUUGCUGGCCUCUGGUAUCUUUCACUCUGGCUUUGUGAGCAAUUCGGCCUUUAUCCUUUUGUGUCAACUGCUGGACCGGAACCACUCGAGAUUGGCGAAAGCUCAGAGCCAUUGCUUUCCGAAAGCGAGAUGAGACGACCUGCUUCACGACAACUUCCACUGUACUACCUCUUCCUACCCUACCUGCCGUUGGGCGUUGCAAUCUUCAUCGCUGGAACUCGCUUCUUUGACUUUCGAAAUCACGGGAUUGACGUUGUCGCCGGCUCUGCAGCGGGAAUGGCAGUUGGCCAUGUAGGGUGGAAAUGGCGUUUACCAAAGUAGAUACCUCGCCUUUGUCAUCCCACCGUCAAGAGCUGUUCCAUGAAUCCACCAAUCUGCAGCGAUGUAUCCACCAGAUGCACUUCGAGCUGGAAAAAAGUCAGUAUUGCUGUCUGCAGCGACUUAAUGGCGACUCACAAUCCAAUGCCUCUUCAAUCCAU
Molecule: messenger RNA, 1000 nt
Organism: Neohortaea acidophila
Lineage: Eukaryota; Fungi; Ascomycota; Dothideomycetes; Mycosphaerellales; Teratosphaeriaceae
Exons: 2
Coding region: 432-842 (136 amino acids)
Biological process (GO): phospholipid metabolic process
Molecular function (GO): phosphatidate phosphatase activity
Source: RefSeq, a predicted model, not a curated record